GGUCUGGGAGGGAGGAAGGCGGCAAGAUGGUGUUGGAAAGCACUAUGGUUUGAAUGAUGGAUGUUAAAAAGAGAGAUGAUAAAUCCCUUCCCCGCCCCAUUCACUCGUCUCUAACUCCAUUGCCUUCCCCUGUAUCAUCUUCAGAGCGUGGACAACAGCGAGUAUAUGCGGAACGGGGACUUCCUACCCACCCGGCUACAGGCCCAGCAGGAUGCCGUCAACAUAGUCUGUCACUCCAAGACCCGUAGCAACCCUGAGAACAACGUGGGCCUCAUCACACUGGCCAAUGACUGUGAAGUGCUGACCACACUCACCCCUGACACCGGCCGCAUCCUGUCUAAGCUCCACACUGUCCAACCCAAGGGCAAGAUCACCUUCUGCACUGGCAUCCGCGUGGCCCAUCUGGCCCUGAAGCACCGACAGGGCAAGAAUCACAAGAUGCGAAUCAUUGCCUUUGUGGGAAGCCCCGUGGAGGACAAUGAGAAGGAUCUGGUGAAACUGGCUAAACGCCUCAAGAAGGAGAAAGUAAAUGUUGACAUUAUCAAUUUUGGGGAAGAGGAGGUGAACACAGAAAAGCUGACCGCCUUUGUAAACACAUUGAAUGGCAAAGAUGGAACAGGUUCUCAUCUGGUGACAGUGCCUCCUGGGCCCAGCUUGGCUGAUGCCCUCAUCAGUUCUCCGAUUCUGGCUGGGGAAGGCGGUGCCAUGCUGGGUCUGGGUGCCAGUGACUUUGAAUUUGGAGUGGAUCCCAGUGCUGAUCCUGAGCUGGCCUUGGCCCUUCGUGUUUCUAUGGAAGAGCAGCGGCAGCGGCAGGAGGAGGAGGCGCGGCGGGCAGCUGCCGCCUCUGCCGCUGAGGCCGGAAUCGCUACGACGGGGACUGAAGGUGAAAGAGACUCGGACGAUGCCCUGCUGAAGAUGACCAUCAGCCAGCAGGAGUUUGGCCGCACCGGGCUCCCUGACCUAAGCAGUAUGACCGAGGAAGAACAGAUUGCAUAUGCGAUGCAGAUGUCCCUACAGGGUGCAGAAUUUGGCCAGGCAGAAUCAGCUGACAUUGACGCCAGUUCAGCCAUGGACACAUCUGAGCCCACCAAGGAGGAGGAUGAUUAUGACGUGAUGCAGGACCCCGAGUUCCUUCAGAGUGUCCUGGAGAACCUUCCAGGCGUGGAUCCCAACAAUGAGGCCAUUCGAAAUGCCAUGGGCUCCCUGGCCUCCCAGGCCACCAAGGAUGGCAAGAAGGACAAGAAGGAGGAGGACAAGAAGUGAGACUGGAGGGAAAAGGGAGCCGAGCCUGUGCGGGGCCGAGUGGGGCGGGGUGGGGUAGAGAGUUAGAUGUGCUGUCUGUGACCACUGCAACCUAAAUAAAGCUUGGCAACUUUCUUUCUUUUUUGCUUCAAA
This is a messenger RNA of Balaenoptera ricei (Rice's whale), 1395 nucleotides long. It is a transcript of the gene PSMD4, whose product is annotated as proteasome 26S subunit ubiquitin receptor, non-ATPase 4. NCBI's taxonomy places the organism in Eukaryota, Metazoa, Chordata, Mammalia, Artiodactyla, Balaenopteridae. The transcript is spliced from 11 exons. Gene Ontology annotation, cellular component: proteasome regulatory particle, base subcomplex; cytosol; nucleus. Gene Ontology annotation, biological process: proteasome-mediated ubiquitin-dependent protein catabolic process. The coding region runs from base 166 to 1263 and encodes 365 amino acids. Gene Ontology annotation, molecular function: polyubiquitin modification-dependent protein binding. The record is from RefSeq and is a predicted model, not a curated record.